Messenger RNA from Colletotrichum higginsianum IMI 349063, 1530 nucleotides. RefSeq lists its product as uncharacterized. Bases 1 to 1530 code for a protein of 509 amino acids. The transcript has a single exon. Lineage: Eukaryota; Fungi; Ascomycota; Sordariomycetes; Glomerellales; Glomerellaceae. The record is from RefSeq and is a predicted model, not a curated record.
AUGGCGACUAAGCUUGCACGACUGCCCUUCGUCUGCGGCCGCUGCCUGCGAUCGAGCGGGCGCAUCGAUACCCGACUUCACCCUACCCCUCGACUCUACUCCACCGACCGAUCGUCCGAAGCUGCCGAGGCCGCCGAAGCUCCGCCGUCUAGCAAGAACAAGGAUGAACCGCAGAAAGAGAAGGGCGCCAUGUAUCGCAGAUUGGAAGAGGCUACCGAAGAAGCCCUGUUGACGGGCGGCCGUGCCGGUCGCCGAGCGGUGGAAAACGCUGGCUUCUCUGAAGAGCUGAGGAACAGGCUGCUCGAUAAGGUCCAGACGGCAGAGUUCCGGUCCAAGUACGCAUCUGCGUUCGCUGAAGCUUCCAUGCCGAGCGCGGCCGGUGAGGGCACAAGGUCCAUGGCCACGGCACAGCCCUGGGCGGGCGAGGAGUCGCAGUCGGAUACGGUCCUGCGGAUGCUCGAUGAUGCGAGGAAACCGCUCAAGCCCGAGAUGCGCGGCAAGUUCCAGAUUCCGGCCGUUGAUCUGCGGCCACGAAAACCGUCCAAGAUGCACCCUAGCCAGCGGGCAGCGAAUGCCCGCGAAAAGGCCUCCACGUACACCGACCUGGGAUUGAAGGGGGCAAACGGACUGAGCGAAAAGGAACGCGAGGAGAUGAGGCAGGAGUUCCGCGACAGGUUCGGAGAGGCCGCUCGAGCGGUCCCGAAUUCCAUCUCCGGGCUCGAGUCGUUGGCCAACUCGAGAAUCGAGGACGCCAUCGCCCGUGGCCAGUUCAGGAACAUCCCCCGAGGCAAGGGGGUCGAGCGGGACAUGAGGGCGAACAACCCCUUCAUCGACACGACAGAGUACAUCAUGAACAACAUGAUCAAGAGGCAGGAGAUCGUCCCCCCGUGGAUCGAGAAGCAGCAGGAGGUGGCAAAAACCGCCGAGUCGUUCAGGGCGAGGAUGCGGAACGACUGGAGGAGGCACGUGGCGAGGAUGAUCUCGUCGAGGGGCGGCAGCUUGGAGGAGCAGAUGCGGCUAGCCGAGGACUAUGCCCGAGCAGAGGAGAGGCACAACCCGCGCAAGGUGCCCACCGCCGGUACAGAUGAUGAUUCCGCGACGGCGGCGGCGACGACGAGACAGCAAGCAGCGGAAACCACCGCGACGGAGACCACGAGGCCGCCGGUGCAGCCUUUCCGCGACUCCGAGUGGCUGGCGACGGAACGCUCGUACAUGAUGUUGGCCGUGGAGAACCUCAACAGCAUGACGCGGUCGUACAACCUCAUGGCCCCGGAGCUCGCCAAGAAGCCGUAUUUCUCCCUCGAGCGGGAGCUCGCCGCGUGCUACGCCGAUGUCGCGCCGCUCGUGGCCGAGACCAUCCGGGAGAGGGCGACGAGACCGGCCAAGUCCAUGUUCGACUCGGCGGGGCCUGCGGGCUCCCGGACGGUCUUUGACCGCUUUGCGGGGGAGAGCGCGACGGCGGCCAAGGUCUACGACUCGAGGGCUCCCCAUUACGGUUUCAAGGAGAUGUGGAGGGAUCUUUGGAGCUAA